Messenger RNA from Botrytis deweyae, 3792 nucleotides. RefSeq lists its product as uncharacterized. Lineage: Eukaryota; Fungi; Ascomycota; Leotiomycetes; Helotiales; Sclerotiniaceae. Gene Ontology annotation, biological process: regulation of DNA-templated transcription. The transcript has 3 exons. The record is from RefSeq and is a predicted model, not a curated record. Bases 496 to 3393 code for a protein of 965 amino acids.
AGUCUAGAGGCUUCUGGAAUAUAGCCUGGGUAAAACGAAGCUAACGUUGCGUCAAGGCUUAGCGUCGGCCUUUAAACUUUCCGUGUAUCAGAAAGGGAUACGAAAAACUAUCUUCUCUAGAGAACUGCUUGCGAGGACAACAUUAAGUGGUGGUUUAAAUAUCCUUAUGUAAACUAUUCAAACGAUCAUUCAGUUGUUGUGCCAAUGAUUACUUCUUGACCUUGAAAUGAGGAGGUUUGUUAGGUUUUCUCCAACAGCAGUGGAAUAUGGGUAGGAUGGAUCCAGAAAUGGACCAUAUGAGGAUGACCUGCAGGAGAGGAGGGGGCUCAGCCUCAUCAUGUGUUGAGUGCUGAAAACUUGCAAACGUUGCUCUCUAUCUCAAGAGUGGAAAAUAUUACGAACAACCUUUCGCACGAACAAGCAUUGAUUACCAAGUCUUUAUUUCAUGCAACUGGGAGACUUCCGAGGGUUAGAUAGCCUGACAGGCUCACCAUCAUGGCUCUUGAAGUAAUUGGUGGAAUAGCGAGCAUUCUUCAACUUGCCGGAACUGUCUACACGAUCUCAAAAACCCUCUACGAAGUGGGAGAAGCUCUAUCCAAUGCCCCUUCUGAUAUUAAGGAUCUAGCAAGGGAUCUUGAAACUUUUUCAGAUGAGCUUCAUCUGUUAUCUACAUUACUUCACGGUAAAGAUGGUCGCUAUGCAGAUCAGGUGUAUAGGCUUACAGCUAAAAUUAUUGGGGAUUGUGCGACGAUAUGCACGAAAAUCGAUCGAAUCAUUCGGAAAUUGAGAAGUGGCAGUGUUUUGGCCAAAAUUAAAUGGCUGUAUAAAGAGAAGGAAAUUAUGAAGUUGUUGGCGAGGCUUCGUGACUUAAAGUUGAGUCUGAUGGGUACAUUGAGUGUAUUGAGUGCACUAAGAGCCGAUAAUAUGAUGGACUCUUUGGGUAUAAAUAACCCCAGUUUGAUUGGAGGCCCGAAUAGACAUGGUCUAUCGACAGAGACACGCAUGCAAGUGGAGGACACGAGACUGAAACUGGCAGGCAUGUCGAUAAAGGAUACUACUGAAGCCUCUUCUGGGUCAAAACCUCCGUUACCAUCAAGCGCAUCUUUAAUUUCGGGGGGCUCAAGCUCUACUUUAAGGACAUCGGUUACAUCGGCAACCUAUGUUGGUCCCUUAGCAACUAGAAUACCCAGUACAACCGAUUUCUCUGCAUCUUCAUUCAUUUCAAUGGCGGUGGUGCCAAAUAGCAUGCCGCCAAUCCUAAACACACAAGCAAACCAGUCUGUAGAUUCCUUCCACAGCGCCUUAUCACAUCAAAAUCAAGAAUCGUUAGAUGGCCGAAUGAAACAAGUGGAGAGCUUCCCCAAGCCAGAAGAUUCUAACCAUGUACCUGUGAUGCCACAGUCUGUAAUGGUAUCCGAUAGACAUGACAAAGCUUCAUUUUCGGUAGAAGAGAGCCGUCAACUAGAUACUUCAGUAUCAAAAACUCUUAAGAGCUGGAGAAAUGAAAUGACUAUUUCAGCAAUGAGGCAUUUCAACAUGAAUGUCAAAGAUGCUGAGGAAUGGGUCAACAAUUUGCCAAUUCCGAGCAAUCUUUCGGCAAUCACGGAGCCUACCGUUCCAGUGGAAAUUUCGCCACACCUACUAGUCCAUAACAAGCAUCGGAAAAUGGAGAUGCCUCGGAAAAUAGCGAGAGACAGAUCAGUUGCGAGGAGCACCAGUAAGGGACGUAAAGGCCUUAGCUACAACUCUCCUCCUCAACGCUCUCCUAUGUUUGCCGAACACAUUUACAUGGAGGGCGAUAGAUCGGGGCCUUCACGGUUGAAAUUACCUCUUCACAUGAACACGGUAUUUUCUGAUCAAAUCACGCCUUUCACUCCACCUACUCCUUCCCUGAACCAGAAUUAUGAUUUACUUGAAUUUAACGAGCCUUCCCUGAACCAGGAUUUUGAUUUAUUUGAAUUCAACCCGCCUAGUUACUCGUAUAAGCCUGACAACGGACUCGAGACGCACUAUGCUCAAUCUGAACGCUUUAGUCAAUAUAACCCUAGUUAUACUACUCCAAUUGUUUUACCCCAUGUCAAUGAAAAGUCGACUGCAGAUCAAAUAAGGUCUUCGCAUGAAAUUUCACAACAUCAUCAGACGCCACAGUCACCUACUCAACAAGCUCAACCAAUCCAAAUGCAACAACAGCAACUACAAAAGCAUCAGCAGCAGCAUCAAAUGACUCCGUUGUCUCCCCCUCGACGUCUCGGAGUUGCUGAAAGAGUUACUGGGGUAGAUUUCGGACGCUGGCAUAAUGUUGAUGCCUGCCAAAGCAUGGAAAUCUCGGCUACCAUAUCAUCGGGACUCUAUGAGCUUGGAACUGAAGAUCUGUCACCCAAAAGAGAGUCUAAAGAGAUUCACUUGCAAAGCCAAGUAUCACAAGAAACCUGUAAAAGAGAUGGACAGCCUUCUUAUCCGUCUAAUAUAUCACCUUUUGGCAAGAGCGAACGUCGCGGACGUAUGGAAUUGCCUCCAGAUUAUCCCAAUGAUAUCUCGAGACAAGCUUUUAACUCACCAAAAAGUGAUAAAUCGAAUAAUAUCUCUGCUUUCCAUUUCCAUAAUGAAGUUUCUAACAAGGGCCCAGGCGGACUUUGGGUCAGAGGCUUCAUAAAUGUUAAGUCAUUCGAUGCUGUCAUAUGGAGUAAUUUAAAACAGUACUUGAAUCGAGAGCGCGUUUACACUACCUCAGAAGCAGGAUCUGUUCCGCUUGUUGCCAAUUUAGAUUGGUCUGCAAGUCUCUACAAAGAGAGGAUUGCUCAACUCCGUCAGAUGUUUCCGCGUGCUGCUAGCUCUAUCCAGAAAAUACUUGAUGUUCUAGCCGUGAUGGAAGAGACAAUCGGCCUUACAAUUGGAGCUAUUGCAUGGGCAUGUCUUCUGGGUGCCGUUGAGAACUGGCUUUCCCAUAGUACAAACUGGACAGUUGAUUACCAAAUCAGGAUUAUCACAGAAAUGAGCGAGAUUGUUAGCAUAAUCGCUCGAUAUACUGUCAUGGAGAAUAUAUAUGCUCAGUGGAAAGGAAUGACUCUUGAUAAAGACUACGAACAAUCUCUUAUCAAUCUAUCCACUCGAGUUUUGAUCUAUCUUGGAGCUUUCAUUCCGAGUUUCUCAGAGAGUAGCACGAAUGCCAAUAUGAAGCCCUAUUUUGAGGAAAUCAUCGAAGCCGACACGGCAUGUCGCGGGUUCACGGUUAUCGUGAGCUCCAAGAGUACUGCCAUCGAUCGGAAACGCUCAUUUGAGGAAUCCUCGGAUGAUUCGGACGACACUGUCGAUGCCGACGGGACCAUCUUGGAAGUCGAUGGUAAUGAUGAAGUGGAUGACAUGCCAUCAUCAGCAAAGCGCAUUAAGAUAUAGAAACAGGAAUUUGUUUGGAAUUGUAGAUUGAUCAUGAAAUAUAUACCCUUGUUUAUGUUGUCAUCAUAUUUCUUGCCUAUUUUUGUUGGUAAUCUGCGUUCAUUGAGGGUAUCUCAAAAUGGGAGUCCAUGAAACUUAUCAAGUGGAAGAGCUGGAUCUAGAAUCACUCGAGAAGAAGAGUAAAAUUAAAUCUUUUGUGGGCGAAACUCAUUCAUUAAUUCGGCUAAUAAGAGAAGAACCUCAGAUCGAGACAAGUGCGAUAUUACAGGUAUUCAGAACGAUUAUCAUUUUCUGCAUAGUAGAAUCUCGUAUAAAAUUCCCAAGUACAUAGUUGGCCAUUUCGAAUUGAUCCAAGCAAUGACAAAAAUGAACAAAACAUCGACUGUCUGAUCGAUACUU